AUGAAUAAUCAAGCAGAAACUUUAGUAAAUAGCAAUCAUCAUGAUGAUGAAAAGAAUGAAGAAACAACAUCAACAACAAAUGUAAUUGAAGGAGAUACUUAUCCGAUCUCAGAUAAUGAAUCAACAAUAGAUUCAACAUCUUUAAUCAAUAUCAAUAUUAUGAAAAAUGAAGAUCAAAGUAACAUGAGUGCUAAUGUUGAAACAUUACAUUUUGAAAGUGGUUGUCUUAAAGAAUCAAAUCUUAUACAAUUAAAUCUUCGUUGUUCACUUUAUGAACAUAUUAAAAUUAUACGUGUUAUAUAUGGUUAUUCAAAACAACGAACAAUGCAUCAAUGUCAAUUUAGUAUCUAUGAUUGCAUACAAGAAGGUGCAAGUCGUAAUAUACUAUCAUGUCAUGGUAAACAAACAUGUAUUAUAAAUUUAACUAAAAAUGAAAUUAUUACAACAACAGUUACAACAAAAGGUGUACCAAGUUGUUCAGAUUUUAAUUAUGUACAAGUUAAUUUCGGUUGUAUACCGGAUGCAAAUGAUAUUUGUGAUAGUUGGAAAGAUACAGGAGCUAUUAUACAUUUAACUCAUACACGUUCAAGAGAUAAACAAUAUGAUGAAUGUCAAUGUAGAGUACGUUCAUCAUUAUCAAAUGGACAAGUUUUAUUACAAGCAAAAGAAAUCAAUAGACAAUUUGAAGAUAAACAUGAAAUAAAAAAUUCGAAUACUGAUUGUAAAAAAACGACGUAUCUUGAAAUUGCUACGGAUAGAUCGGAACGUAAAUGUAUGGAUAAUUUACCAUCAAAUGGUAAUGCAUUAUUUGGUUCGGGUUCUCAUAAUUUUACAUUAACUUAUAUACGAAAUGAUCCAUUUUCGGAAUUAUUUUUUUAUUUCGAAUUAAAAGCAAGUCCAAUAAAAAAAGAUCAUCAUGUACAAAUUGUUUGCAAUUGGGCAAGACGUACCACAACAACAACAACAAUACGUACAACAUUACCAAUGACAUAUAAACGAAAAUUAACAACACUUAGUUUAUUACGUGGAGGACGAUUAAGUCGUAUUGAUUUGAUUCGACAUCCAUUAAUAUCAGGAGAUGAAGAUAUUAAUGAUCCAUUGAUUGAUACGGAUGACAUAUCUAUUGUUAAAGAUAUGGAUGACGACGAUAAUACAAUUCCAUCAUCGAAAUCAAAAAAAGACAAAAGAAAAAAAACUAUAACAACAGACUCAAUAGAAUCCAUACCAACAACAACAAUAGAUACGAGUUUAUCUGAAGAUACUUUUGAAUGGUCUUCUAUUACAUCAAUGGAUAAUAUUGAAUCUUUAUCAUCAUCCGAACAGAUAUUUUCUUCAAAUAAUCAAUUUAUUUUAAGUUCUAUUCAACCUUUAAUUGAAUCUUCAAAAGAUAAAUCACGACAUAAAAUGUCAACAACAACAAAGAAACUUCUUAUUAUGCUUUUUAUUAUUAUUUUUAUAAUAAUUUUUCUUCUAAGUCUUUAUUGUCUUAAAGUAAAACAAUGCGGUUUUAUUCAACACUUAAAAAUGAAUCUCAAUGUUGCUUUCUUAUUUUGUUGUGAAGCUAGCAAACUCUUAUUUUCUGCAUCAAAUAGUUCACAUUCAAUGUCAUCUACACCAUCAGAUAGAAUAACACAUCAUCAAUCGUUACCACCAUUACCAAUUGCAGAAUAUCAAUCAAGUGUGUACUAUAUGAAUGAUACAAGAAAUAAUUGUCAUACAACACAAAGUAUUUAUGAAUAUGACGGUCAUGAUGGUGAAAAAUCAAUUUAUAGUGUCUAUAGUGAUGAUAAUUUACCAGAAGGUUCUGACUAUACGACUAAAUAUGAUCAAUAUCAUGAAGGCGAUACUUGUUAA
This is a messenger RNA of Adineta steineri, 1854 nucleotides long. The record is from the annotation of a GenBank genome assembly. NCBI's taxonomy places the organism in Eukaryota, Metazoa, Rotifera, Eurotatoria, Adinetida, Adinetidae.